Molecule: messenger RNA, 553 nt
Organism: Meloidogyne enterolobii
Lineage: Eukaryota; Metazoa; Nematoda; Chromadorea; Rhabditida; Meloidogynidae
Source: the annotation of a GenBank genome assembly
UUACCCUAAAGAUAAAUAUACUGAAAUACAAAGGAAUGAGAUGAUUGUCGAUGCCUUUUAUAGAGGACUGAAAUAUAAUAUUAGAAAAGUGUUAAUUAGGCAGGAUCAACCAAAAACAUUAGCAGAAGCAAUAAGUAGCGCUCAAAAAGAGGAACUAAAUCAGAAAAUAUUAGCGGAGGAAGAAUUAAAAAUUUCUGGUAAAUCUAGGCAAGAAUCUCUAGAAAAUGAACAAUUAAGAUUAUGCAGGGAAUUGGAAAAAUUAAAAAAUCAAUUAAAUGAAAAAUUAAACGAAGAGAAAAUAAAUGUCGUUAAAACUGAGCAAGGGUGUUCAAAUUGUAAUUGUAAUAAUCCAGUACCACUGUCUAAUAUUCAAGCAUAUCCCACUAAUUUCAUGCCUUAUCAUUUACCACAUAAUAAUUAUAAUAAUUUUAUAGACGUAAAUUUAAUAACAAUAGGAGAGGAUGGAAUCAAAAUAGAUAUAAUAAUCAGAAUUGGACUCAAAAUAGGAAUCGAAAUAAUACAAAUAAUUACAAUAAUAACCCAAAUAACAUAA